AUGGCUCUGUCACUUCAUACAUUACCGGUGGAACUGAUUUAUCGCAUUCUUGAUCAUCUCGAUGAAUUAACGAUUAUUUGUUCAUGUCAUCUAGUGUGCACAAGACUCGAUGCCAUCAUAGACACAUACCACCGAUAUCAAACACUCACUACAUUAGAUCUCACUUCUAAUAAAAUCGGUUUAGAAGGAACAAUCUAUCUAGCGCAUGCAUUGCAACAGAAUAAAACCCUUACUAUACUAAACCUUAAACAUAAUAAAAUAUACGACGAUGCUAUCAAAUAUUUAGCAGAUGCCUUACAAAAAAACAACACGCUAACCAUUCUAAAUCUCGAUUCCAAUGGAAUCGCCAAUCAAGGAGCACAGUACUUAGGCAAUGCAUUACGGAUGAACAAAACACUUACCACGCUUAAUCUUGAUUUCAAUCAAAUUGGGUACGAAGGAAUACAACAUCUAGCGAAUGCUUUACAACAAAAUAAAACUUUAACUACGCUUGGUCUUGAAAACAAUCAAACUGGUGAUCGAGGAGCACAGUAUCUAGCUGAUGCAUUGCAAAUAAACAAAACACUGACCGAAAUAAAUCUUCGACUAAAUCGAAUACGAGCCCAAGGAGCACAAUAUCUGGGUGAUGCUUUGCAACAAAAUGAAACACUCACCGCUCUCAAUCUUGGUUGCAAUGAAAUUUGUGCACAAGGUGCGCAGUAUCUAUCCAAUACACUGCAAAUAAACAAAACACUCACUAAACUAAAUCUUGAAAUAAAUGAAAUCGGUGAUGAAGGCGUACAUUAUUUAACGAAUGCAUUAAAACAAAACGAGACACUUACUACAAUAAAUUUCACACAUAAUAAAAUCACUAGUCAAGGCGCAGAAUAUCUAGCCAAUGCUCUAGAACGAAACAAGACACUGACUACACUAAUCCUUAAACAUAAUGAAAUCGGUGAUCAGGGAGUAGAGCACUUAGCUUGUUCUUUACGGAUAAACAAAACUCUCACCACCCUCAAUCUUGAUUUUAAUCAAAUAGCACAUCAAGGAGUGCAACAUCUAGUAAAUACUUUACAACAAAAUAAAACGCUAACUACGCUCAACCUUGAAAACAAUCAGAUUGGUGAUCAAGGCGUACAGUAUCUGGCUGCUGCUUUGCAAAUAAACAAAACAAUGACCAAACUAAAUUUAGAAAACAAUCGAAUCGGUGCUCAAGGAGCACAAUACCUAGGUGAUGCUUUACGACAAAACGAAACACUCAUCACGCUCGAUCUUAGUUUUAAUCGCGUUAGUUCACAAGGAGCACAAUACCUAGCCAGAAGUUUAGAGCAAAAUAAGGCACUCACCAUGUUAAAUCUAUCUUACAAUCACGUCGAUAGCACUAUUCAACAACUUCUUGUCACAGAAAUACUACAAAACAAUGUUCACUUGAAAGUACUCUUUGAAUCUUAA
Adineta ricciae is the source of this 1431-nucleotide messenger RNA. The record is from the annotation of a GenBank genome assembly. Lineage: Eukaryota; Metazoa; Rotifera; Eurotatoria; Adinetida; Adinetidae.